Trematomus bernacchii (emerald rockcod) is the source of this 849-nucleotide messenger RNA. Its product is annotated as cysteine-rich motor neuron 1 protein. Gene Ontology annotation, molecular function: insulin-like growth factor binding. Bases 4 to 675 code for a protein of 223 amino acids. NCBI's taxonomy places the organism in Eukaryota, Metazoa, Chordata, Actinopteri, Perciformes, Nototheniidae. The transcript has 4 exons. Gene Ontology annotation, cellular component: extracellular region. Gene Ontology annotation, biological process: regulation of cell growth; regulation of signal transduction. The record is from RefSeq and is a predicted model, not a curated record.
UGGAUGCUCUUCUUUCUGAGUGCCUUGUUGGGGGUCGUGGGGUCACAGGAAACGCCCUCUGCUGCAGCUCAGCAGCUCCAGACCCUUCACUGCCCGCCCUGCGAGCGCAUACACUGCUCCACCCGCCGGGCGCUGAAGCUCCAGUGUAAAGGGGGCAUCACGACAGGUGUGUGUGGCUGCUGCCCCGUCUGUGCCCGGGCGGAGGGGGACACCUGCGGGGGGACGUGGGACUAUCUGGGCAAGUGUGACGAGGGCCUGCUGUGUGUUUACCAGGAGUCAGGAGCAGAAGACAAACCAGACGCAGAGCGCAGAGGCGUCUGUAAAGCAGUGAUUGAAUCAUUGGAUCCAGAGAGCUGUCACCCAGAGUGCACCAGGGAGUACUGUCAGGCAAACCGCACGGAAAUCUGCUCUGCCAGGCUUGUCUCUCUGGAGAAGACAGCAUGCCAGGGCUCCUGCCAACACACCUCCUGUUCAAGCUGUCUGCUCCUGAAACCCCCAUCAUGCACUCAGACCUGCACCCCCGCUGACUCAUCCUGCCUGCGCCAGUUUGGGAAGUGUGUGCACAAUCACCUGACAGCCACUCAUAACACUGUAUGCAACAACAACCUGCAGAGUCAUCCUGAGGGGCAUUUUCUGUGUCUGGUCCCAGCCUGUCCAAACACAGUGAAGGUGUAAAAAUAGUACAUUUUCAUUGUAGCAAAAUGGAAAAAGGCAGCUAUAUAUAAACUUUGUGUAUAACUUCAAUAUUUUUUUAUCAAACAAUCCCAUUUGUAAGCAAUGUUAACUAAAUAAAACCUGUGAAAUGUAUAAAUGUAUAAAUCAUUGAAAAUAAAAUGAUGUGUCGUGUCA